AUGUUCCUUUUUAUAUUCUUGGUUGCUUCUGAGCUCUACCAGAAUUGCUUAGGACAUGAAAGCAUUAAGGAAGAAGUGUUAAUUGACCACAAUGAACAUCGUAGAAAUUGGUUAGUCCCAGAGCUUAUCGUAUCCGAUUCACUCUCCGAAGAUUGUGAAGCUUAUGCAAAACAUCUGGUUACUUUAAAAAUCCCUGAUCAAAAGUUAUACAAAAUCCAGGAGAAGAGUUUUGUGGAUCAACUGGCUUUACCCUUAUCGGAUCCAUUAAACCCCAGCUAUACCGAAAAUAUUUGCGAAUUUGUGAAUAAUAAUUGCGUUAAAUACUGGUCCACUCAAGGGGCAAGAUGCUACGGCAUGUCAAAGAAACGUAGAAACAAACAUGAACAAUCUUUGGCCGAUAAGUUUUCAGCAAUCACGUGGAAAUCGUCUUCGAGCAUCGGUAUUGGAUGGGCACCAAAGAAUCCAGCAAACAAGAAUGGAAGAAAGAUACUGGUAGUCAGGUACUCACCACCCGGAAAUAUACCGGGAGAGUACGAUCAAAAUUUAGAAAAUCCUGACUUUUUAGACUAUUAUACUUUGUCUGCAGUUAACGAUGAAGAAAUGAUGGAAGUUCCUAAGACUUCAGGAGGAUCACGUGAUGGUCCACUGGGAAAUCAAAUUGAUAUAACUUUAUUAGUCCUAAUCUUCGAGUUCCGAAACAGGCCGAACCCGGAUCUCGAGGGAAGAGCGACCUCUGAUCCGUGGUCACAGAUCGGCUCACCUGAGUUCCACAAUGGAGUCCACUCCUCGCCGAGAACCAGCCAAGUGUGGCGCCCAACGUGGAACCCAACUCCCAUAUGGCGCAGGCAGGAAGCUUCGUUCAAGCCGACAUUUCUGGUAGAAAUCUUGAGUAAUCUGCUGGGCUCCAACUUAUUUCGAGAAACAGUUUUCGCGUGCAUUCCAAACGAGGCGGUUCGGCUUAAAGAAAACGCGGAGAAUUCAGCAAAGUCCAUGCCCAAUGAGUUACUGGUGUUGGUGCUUAAUUGA
Messenger RNA from Drosophila rhopaloa, 1026 nucleotides. RefSeq lists its product as uncharacterized. The transcript is spliced from 5 exons. The record is from RefSeq and is a predicted model, not a curated record. NCBI's taxonomy places the organism in Eukaryota, Metazoa, Arthropoda, Insecta, Diptera, Drosophilidae. Bases 1 to 1026 code for a protein of 341 amino acids.